Etheostoma cragini (Arkansas darter) is the source of this 3750-nucleotide messenger RNA. It is a transcript of the gene atl3, whose product is annotated as atlastin 3. Bases 282 to 1817 code for a protein of 511 amino acids. Gene Ontology annotation, molecular function: GTPase activity; GTP binding. Gene Ontology annotation, biological process: endoplasmic reticulum organization; protein homooligomerization. The record is from RefSeq and is a predicted model, not a curated record. The transcript is spliced from 14 exons. NCBI's taxonomy places the organism in Eukaryota, Metazoa, Chordata, Actinopteri, Perciformes, Percidae.
AUUAAAAACUACAUUUCCCACAGCGAUGAGACAGUGCAGGCACAUUGGGUAGCGUAGUUCUCUAGUAGUUCCUCGCCAGAAUGAAGUACAAGCAAGGAAACCAUACCAAAACUACAUUUAUCAGGCGACGUUGCGCAGGCUGUUUCGUAGAGAGAGAAAAAAAAAGUUCUCGUAGUUGUUUUCAUUCCAAUGUAAAAAGUCACACUUUAGUCGUUUCUCGGAUCUUGAGAUUGUCUUGAAGCUGUUUGAAGACACCAAAGUUCACAGGGACCAGUACCAGGAUGGGGACUAAACCAGGCCCAGUACAGAUCGUCACAGUGUGUAAGGAGGAACACUCCUUUGCUUUAGACACCGAGGCUUUGGCUCGGAUUCUACUGGCUCCUGAGGUCCGAGACAAACACGUGGUCGUGCUGUCCGUGGCCGGAGCCUUCAGGAAGGGCAAGAGCUUCUUGCUUGAUUUCAUGCUCCGCUACAUGUACAGAAAGGAUGAUGAAAACUGGCUGGGUGAGGAUGAUGAGCCGCUGACUGGAUUUUCUUGGCGAGGGGGUUCAGAACCAGAGACAACAGGCAUCCAGCUGUGGAGUGAAGUUUUCCUCAUGAAAAAGAGUAAUGGAACAGAGGUGGCAGUAGUGUUGAUGGACACUCAGGGUGCCUUUGAUAACCAGUCCACCGUGAAGGACUGUGCCACCAUCUUUGCACUCAGCACCAUGACCAGCUCAAUACAGAUCUACAAUCUGUCACAGAACAUACAAGAGGACGAUCUGCAGCAGUUACAGCUGUUCACAGAGUAUGGUCGUCUUGCCAUGGAUGAGAUCUUUCUGAAGCCCUUCCAGUCUUUGAUGUUCCUAAUCAGAGACUGGAGCUUCCCCUAUGAAUAUGAGUACGGUUUUAAAGGAGGCGACAAAUUCCUGGAUAAACGGUUACAGGUGAAUGAGUCCCAACAUGAGGAGCUGCAAACAGUGAGGGAUCACAUCCAUUCAUGCUUCACCAGCAUUUCCUGCUUCUUGUUACCUCACCCUGGGUUGAAGGUUGCCACCAGCCCCGUUUUUAAGGGACAGCUUAAUGUGGUUGCCCCGGAGUUUAAAGAGGAGCUGAAGAGCCUGAUCCCCAAACUGCUGCAUCCCGAUCGUCUGGCUGAGAAAGAAAUAAAUGGAAACAAAGUCACUUGCCGGGGUCUGCUCGAGUUCUUCAAGGCUUACAUCAAGAUUUACCAGGGAGAAGACUUGCCACAGCCAAAGACUAUGCUCAUGGCUACAGCAGAGGCCAAUAACCUGGCAGCCGUGGCAACAGCCAAAGAUCAGUAUCACAAGAACAUGGAGAAGGUGUGUGGGGGAGACUUGCCCUACGUGGCUCCUGACUCUCUGGAGGAAAAGCACCACUUCUACAGCCGAGAGGCUCUUCACAACUUCUCUUCGACCAAAAAGAUGGGCGGACAAGAGUUCUGUAACCGUUACCAAGCACAGCUGGAAAAGGAGCUGGAGGAAAUGUGGCAGUCCCUCAGCAAGCACAAUGCGUCAAAAAAUCUCUUCAGUGCAUUCCGGACACCUGCAGUGCUGUUUGUCCUGGUGUGCUUCCUCUACGUGCUGUCAGGUGUGUUGCUCUUCGUUGGCCUGGCUACCUUCGCCUUGGUGUGUGACUGUACACUGGGUGUGGUCAUGAUGUCGAUGCUGACGUGGGCCUUCAUCCGCUACUCUGGUCGGUACCGAACUGUAGGGGGAGCUAUCGACCAGGCCGCAGGUGUUGUCCUAGAGCAGGCCACAGUGGUGUUGAACAAGUCGAGAGGCACAGGCACAAGUAGCCUGAAGAAAUCCAGUUAGAAGACCUCUGGACCUUCAUAAUCUCAAUGCAAUGCUACACAACACAAGCACACAUUCAGCACUAAAGCCUUAUCAUGCCACCCAUUGGAACAAACAUGCAGCUCAACCACAUCGGCACAGGUUUCAAACAUGAUGCUAAUUCACCAGCAUCUAUAUAAUGCACAUUACUCGGCCUAUUCAAGUCCAGGCUUCUAUAAAGGUGACUGGAUUCACUGGUGGCAAUUGCAGGGAGUUAAACCAUCCAAAUCCCUCUUAUUGACACUUCAUGUCUUGAAUUGACACUGCCACCAUUUUACAAGUUUACAAUUGGUCUUAAUAGACAAGUCGAUGUUUACCUUCAAACUUAUUAAAUACACUUUCUUGGUUGUAUAUUGUUCAAACAUGGGUAGUCAGGGUGAUUUUCAAACAGAGCUUUUGCAGUAUAUUUCAUUACCAUAAAAAGUGCUGGCUUUAAAGUUUUUACAUUUAUACAUAUUUUUUUUGUGGCUAUAUUUUUUUUACUUCGUGGCCUUAAAAACAAUAUGAUACAUUAAAUGUGUACAGCGCUUUUCCAGGUCAAAGUUGCUUUACAUAGCAGAGUAAAAGAAGAAAUUCCAUAUGCACUUUCUAUAUAGCACAGUAGAUUUUGGCAGCCGCAUGUAAUGGGAGUUCAGUUGAAUCUCAUUUGCCGUUUAUUCCUUGAUGGAAGCGAGUUUUACUUAGUAGAUUUUGAUACUAGACUCUUCUAGGGAAAUUAUAUAUAGUAAGUUAUAUUCUGCAACAUUUUCCAAGUCCAAAGAUAAGACACUAUUGGAAUACUUAAAGCUGCAUACUUAAAACGCACAACAAAAAACGCACAACAUAAUAAUAAAAUUAGCGACCAGUCAGCCAAAGAGUUAGCUUUAAAUAUUUGAAUUAUACGUUGACCUUGUACUCGGUGAGAAAACACUAUGCCACUCAAACAUUGCAAGUGUAAAACAUGCAUGGAAUAAAUAAGCAGGGUGUUAAAACAGACAGACAGAAAACACAAUAAGCAUUAGAAAAUGUGACUGAGUGGCUGUUUGUACACAUCUCAAUAUUAAGAAGACUGCAGCACUUGGAUAGUUUAUGAUCAUAUUUGGUAGUUGUCAAACAUUCCUAAUGUCUAGUCAUGUUUGCACCUCAGAAACUAAUUCUUGAUGUAAUGCUUUUAGCGACAACUCGUAGCCUUUACUUGCAGCCAUUUCAGCUGUAUUUUUCCAAAAUUAGUCAUACAGGGAAUUACAAGAGUUGACAACUCAGUGGAUUUAUAAGGUUUUAGUUUUCCUUUGUGGGGCCAAGCAGCGCUUCUUAGGCUAACUCAGAAUAAAUCAGGCAUUGGAUUAAAGGACUGAUUAUUUGCAACCUUCCCUUGCAUCUCUGAAUUUAAGAGGCCACUCCUUUAGAAACAUUGGAUGGAAGAAGUUAAAUGGCCAGAAUUCAGUAUUAUAAAAUAGGCCUUUAAAAUGCCAUUAGAUUGUGUGGCCUGAGAACAAAAAUAGGAUAAUACAGUCUGUAGUGUUUUGUGCAUUGUGCACUUCAACAACUAGCCAUUUAUUUGAGUUUGAGCACAGGACAGAGUGGACACACAAAAAGCUGAUAAACAGUGCUUUCCUUUCACAGGUCAAGGUAUAAGUUGUACGAAUACAAGGCCAAAAAUGAAAUGUGAAAAUAUGUAGGAUGAGAGACUUUCUCAAUCCAUGAUUUUUGACCAUCAUUUUGCACAUUCGAUGUCUGUUCCAAAUGUUUUACAAGCACUUUCUAUUGCACUCCCCCUCCUCUUUAGUGCUUUUUGCACACAGCUCAUUCCAAGGUGAAUAAAUGCAUGCAAUGUUGUAGCUACGGCUAAUAUAAUCAUCUCUUGUGGGGGUAAGGUGGCCUUGACUUGAGAAAUGCUGUUUUCCAAAAAAUAAAAAUAAAAGAUUGAAACUGUUAA